Messenger RNA from Corticium candelabrum, 1332 nucleotides. RefSeq lists its product as uncharacterized. Lineage: Eukaryota; Metazoa; Porifera; Homoscleromorpha; Homosclerophorida; Plakinidae. The coding region runs from base 1 to 1164 and encodes 387 amino acids. The record is from RefSeq and is a predicted model, not a curated record. The transcript has 6 exons.
AUGCUCACAGCAAAGCGACUCCCAUCUGGCAAGCCGCCGCGCAAGCGAUUGGCCUGUCCAAGCUGCGCUCUACUCACACUCGUCAUCUCACUGGCCAUCAUAGUGGCGUCACUCGCCAUCCUUCUCCUCUAUGACGUGGCCACGCCCCCUCUCUCCAACACUUUUCUCUCUCAGCGCGACUUCCCUCAAGGCCAGCGUCUCCGCCAGAAAACGCGGAGGGUAACAAAACUGGGCGCGUCGUGUGACGGAUUCGGCGUGCAGCGCGAGCUCUUCUUCCACAAGUUCGGCGGCGUUCAUUGCGCGCUCGUUGCAUGGGAGAGUGCGGACGAGUACGAGGAGGAGGAUCGUUACAUUGCGAGAUUGGAGACGGUCUACAAAGUGUUUGCAAGCAACGUGUCGGCCGACGAGUAUUUUACGAAAUUCUGGGGCACGCAUCUGUAUGAUCACUUGCCGCCGUAUUUGUAUGUCGACCAGAGUGACAGCUCGCCACUUGUCGGGCAACAGACGCGCGCGUUUCGCUGGGAUUCGAGCAACGUGCGACCGGGAAUGCCCGUGCCGUUGCAGGCCGCCUCCACGCCGCCUCACAUCAUCUUCCUAUUUCGUGAGGGCCGAUUCUUCGUGAGAAUACUGAUGAGGUCGUUUCCGAACGGGCGAGAUGCGAGAAUGAGUAGCGAAACGGCCGGAAGCUCGUGGGCGUGGCUCGAAUUCUUAGCAUUUUUUGCUCUCAUUUGUUGCAGUCUGGGGAGAAUUAUUGUUGAUACGAUAAGAAGAAAUGAGCCAUCGGAGAGACGCAAGAUGUUCGUUAAGCUUCAAGCUGACGGACGGAGUAUUGUUUUUGGAGGAAUGAGAUCAGUGACGUCAGAGUUGCGAUCAUUGUUCAAGUAUGUUCGAAAACGGUGCAAUAAUGCAAGAAAGUGGAUUUGCCUACGAAUGUGGCAGAUUUACAGUCAGUUGAUUACAGAAGAUUUUGGGUCUAAGAUUUUGGUAAUACGUGAUGCCAGGCUUCUGUUUAUUGCAGUUGUUGUGUUGCUGCACAACAGAUUUCAUGCAUUCCUGAAGCCAUAUUCUCAAAUGUCUGUCAGUCAUCUCAGAUGGCUCACAAUUGUCGCAACUGCUAUUGACAGAAGUCAACAGAACCAGCCUAUUGUGUUUGCAAACAGUUAAGAGUGUGACUUGAUGAGAGGACUAGAUCAUAACGUGAUGAGAGGACAGCAGAAUGCUGUAGCUAGAAUCGGCACUUGAUAUUUUCUGAGGAUGAUACCCAAAUGAGACGUGCAUGUUACGAGUAGAAUAAAAGUUUGGUGACUAUAAUUCUGUAGCAAUAUGAUGCUU